Brassica napus (rape) is the source of this 1162-nucleotide messenger RNA. Its product is annotated as inverted formin-2-like. Lineage: Eukaryota; Viridiplantae; Streptophyta; Magnoliopsida; Brassicales; Brassicaceae. The record is from RefSeq and is a predicted model, not a curated record. The coding region runs from base 375 to 869 and encodes 164 amino acids. The transcript is spliced from 2 exons.
GUAAACCAAUGUUUCGACGUAAUUUCGUCGUAAAUCGAAAAACACGGGCCUGGUAACUUCGUCGUAAAUUAAAAAACACGGGCCUGGUAACUUCGUCGUAAUGUUACGAGGAAGUUACGAGGAAACCGUUUUUAUAUAUAUGGGAGAAGUCUUUCAGACGAGCACUGCUCGUAUCUUCCUCCCUAACUCCUCUCCCCCUCUAAGGUAACUUUCUCUCUCUAUCUUUUUUUUUUUUUUUUAUAGUUUAGGUUGUUAGUUUAGGUGAUUAGUUUAGGGAAUUAGUUUAGGUGAUUAGUUAACGGAAUUAGUUUAGAAAAUUAUUUUAAACAAUUCGUUUAGGAUAUAUAUUAAUUUAAUUUUUUUAAAUUUUCUAGAUGGCUCCUAGACCGAGACCAGCAGCUCCUGCACCUACGUAUGCGGAUUUGUUUGGCGAUGGAUCUUCCUCUAGCGGUCCAUCGUCUUCUUCCGGGACAGUUCCAGACUCUCACACAUCUCGGAGAGUUCCUUCGACCCCUCCUCCUCUUCCAUCUCAGAUGCCUCCCCCACGAGCUCCACCUGUCGCCCCGGAUCAGCCUGCCCCACCGGCUGCAGUUCAUCCCGAUUUGCGGGUGCCAGCUCAUGCACCAUUCGCAAGAUACACCGUCGAGGAUUUGCUUGCCCAGCCCGGACGAGAGGGUUUACACGUUCUGGACCCCGAUAGACCCCCGGGUACUUAUUGGUUUGGGGCUAACAACCGUGUUAGCCGGAGCGUUUCAGAGACGAUGAAGGGAUAUUAUGACGGCCCUUAUCCCAACUGGACCAUGACUCCCGAUCACGUCAAGACGACGUGGUUUAAAUGUUUUGCGGUAAUUAUAUUUACAUAUUAUUAAUAUUUAUAUUGUUAAUUAAAUAAUUAUUAUUUUUUUUUCUAAUCUUUUAAAAUGUUUGUUUUUUCAGCAAAGGUGGAACUGGUCCGUAGGAAUCACCGAGAGGGUGAAGAGCGAAUUUAUUGCAAAGGCGAAAACUCGUCUUUGCAACACCGUCUCCGAUUGGAAGGACAAGUGGGAGAUUUACGGCUAUGAGGGGAAGCCGAGCGGGGUCACAAAGGAAGCAUGGGAUGGCCUCAUCACCUAUUGGAACGAACCCAGCUCCAUCCGCAAAGCCAACUCCUGCUCCGCUUCCC